AUGGCGGCCGCCUGCCCGGCCGCACCGCGUCACCAGGACCACUUGGUACCCGGGCAGGUGAUUGCACACGACGAGGACGCCGGCGCGAACGCCGAGCUGCGCUACUCGAUCGUGUCGACGGACGGCCUGCGUCUGACCAUCGAGCCGCGGCUGGGCCAGCUGCGGCUGCCGACGGACGGGGCGCCCAUCGCCGCCGGCAAACACCAGCUGACCGUGCGGGUGACGGACGGCGGCAAGCCGGUGCGCUCGUCGGUGGUGCGGGUGCUGCUCACCGUGCUGGAGGAGGGGCCGCCGCCGCCCCACCCGCCCCGGGUGGACCUGCCUGAACGGGCCGUCCAGGUGUUCGAGACGGACCCGGUCGGCCACCUCGUCAUCCUGGCCACUGCCAACGCCUCGCUGCUCUUCAGUAUCGCUGAACGGUUCCGCUCGUCGCGGCACUGA
Pollicipes pollicipes is the source of this 441-nucleotide messenger RNA. RefSeq names its product protocadherin Fat 3-like. Gene Ontology annotation, cellular component: membrane. NCBI's taxonomy places the organism in Eukaryota, Metazoa, Arthropoda, Thecostraca, Pollicipedomorpha, Pollicipedidae. Gene Ontology annotation, biological process: homophilic cell-cell adhesion. The record is from RefSeq and is a predicted model, not a curated record. The transcript has 4 exons. Gene Ontology annotation, molecular function: calcium ion binding. The coding region runs from base 1 to 441 and encodes 146 amino acids.